AAAAAAAAAUCGGUUUGCCGAAUUUGUCUUGCGCUCUGAUGGUCUGACAUCUUAAAUAUUGUUGUCCUUUUCAUUGCCAAUUGUUAUCAACUCGAGUGUGAAGAGAUUCCCUUGGAUUAAGCAACAGCAGGUGAUAUCUCAUUUCCCCUCGUCAUUCAAUUCAAAAGUGAAAACGUGGCGGCAAAUUGGUUACACUUCAGCGGAAUCGAUCGGAAUUCAUCGGCAGAAUUCCGCGUGAUUUAUCCGAAAUUAUUGAAUUUUCGGGUAAUUGAGGUGUUGGGUAAUCUCUGGAGGAAGGGAAAGGAGAAAGGAGGAAGUCUGUUGGAUCCAUGGGCUUAGGACAGGGGUCCGUUCAUUCGGAAUGGGACAGUUGGUCUUGGCAUUGCAGAGUGUAAUCACAGGUUGACAGUCAAGUAGUCACGGAUUAAUUGUAAUUAUUCAGAAGUCAUGGGAGCCCUCAUCCUCUUCUGGAUCUAUGCACUGACAUUGGCUUCGGCUUCCGCGAGUCUUGCUCCGAUUGUAGUCUUCGAUCCGGCCAUCAAAGCUCAUCAGAAAUACGCGAAUCACCUGCCGAGAGACCAACACUCGUCAGACUCUCACAACCGCAUCAUCUCCGAGAGAAUCUUUCCAACCGAGAUUCGCAGAAAAACUGACAGCGCAAAGAUCCUCGACUUUCCGGAAGGGUAUGAGCCCGGGAAAAUCCUUGUCAGAGCGAAAGAACAAGGUAACUUCCAGGAAAACAAGGACUUCUCAGAGAAACUUCGUCCUUACAAGUUAAAUAAUCCACAACCGUCGGUGAACAUGACUCCGAAAAUACAUCUGCUCGAAAACACCCACGUCAUUCCAAAAAAUCCCCACAAGAAUAUCGCAGCUACCCAACAACAGUUUCACUACAAUCAUUUGGAAUUGAAUCCCCUGGGAGCUCGAGUUGAGAAAAAUCGUGGAAAUCCCCAGGUACAUGCACACGAGAUUUAUGAAAACGGAUACGAGGUAAGCCCAGUGGUUAAUCCACCGGUACAACGGGUGAAUCCAGUUAAAAGAAACCGUAUUAAUACUGCUAAUGCAAACAUCCUCGACGCAAACUCCAGGAAGGACAUCAAUUAUGAUGAGAUGCUGACGAAAAAAUUCAGGAAAAGUCAGCGGAUCAAUCGACCGGAAGUGAGAGCGGAGUACGAGGACAAUGAUCGACAGAUAAAUCACCACGAUCGGGAUUAUCAUGAGGGAGUUCUGUUGGAUCCUGUGAGGAAACGGAAAACGAAAGGUUCUUCAUUUUUACCGCAGGCUCAGGGUCAAGUCCGGCGACAGGACGAAGAACAUGAUCACGAGGCAGUGGCGGAGUCCACGAAGAAGGAGGACCAUCAGCCAGAGGAACACAAUAAAAAACACGAAGAAGGAGGUGCUGAAGAGGAACAUGAAGACCAUCACGAAGUCGAGGGGGAUGAGGAGAAAAAGGGUUACGACAGCCAUCAUGAGCAUGAAAAAGGUGAAAAUGGUCAUCAUGAUAAAGAGCACCAUGAUAAACAUUACGAGGAGGAGGAAGGAAAGGAGAAUAAACACUCGGAUGAUAGUUCGUAUUAUCAGCAUUAUGAUAGCGGUGAGAAAAAGGAAAAGGCGGACGCAUUUGAGGAAGAUGGAAAAUUCAAUAAGGGUCAUAGUACCAAGGGCAAUCAUGUGGUCCAUAAAAAGGAUGAAUACGAGAAAGUAGAGGAAUUCUACGACGAGUCCCACGAUGAGGAUGAUCACGAGAAAGAGGGAGGAUAUCACCACAAGUUCGAGAAAGAAAACGGCGGAAGUGAAAAAUCCGGGCACUACGAUGCGGGAGAGGAAUACGAAGAGCACGGAAAAAAGAGCGAACAUGAGAAAGGCCACCACUACAAGGACAAAAAGGGCCACAACCACCAGGAAGGCGACGAGAAGCAUCACGAGGAGGCGAGCAAAUACGGGAAAAAGGGUGGACACGAGGACGGAAAAAAAUGGGAAUACAAAGAGUCCCACUAACUCGAAAAUAUCCACUCUAUUAUCAAAUUAAUUGUUUCUCCCUCCCUUAUUUUUCCAAAAGACAUAAUCAACGUAAAAUAGUGCAUUCGCUUUCUUUCUAAAAAUAAAUUUUACCCCUUUCAUAAUUAUCUCAGCCCACGCUCAGUUAAUAAAUUUCUUUCUGAAUUACGAGUGAGAAGAAAGUAAGCUGGGGUCGUUUCAC
This is a messenger RNA of Fopius arisanus, 2200 nucleotides long. RefSeq names its product DEAD-box ATP-dependent RNA helicase 42. Bases 448 to 1998 code for a protein of 516 amino acids. The transcript is spliced from 4 exons. NCBI's taxonomy places the organism in Eukaryota, Metazoa, Arthropoda, Insecta, Hymenoptera, Braconidae. The record is from RefSeq and is a predicted model, not a curated record.